AUGGUGAAUAUUGCUGUACUACUGCUUGCCAUCGUUGUUUCAUCGGCUCAGGCUCUAUCAUUCUACAGUCGACAUCAUGCGAUAGAAUGUGGAUCACGAAUAAACGCAGAGGGUAGCUAUCGUUUACCCAAACAUGAAAUGUGCACUUUAACUGUGGAUGUGCCUGAGAAACACGCCGUACAAAUCACAGUAUCCGGCAAAGAAUUCAAAUGCCGGCAUCAUGCAAGUGAUCUGAUGAUAGUAUCAUCUGAGACGAAAACACCAGUUUUUCCAUGUUUCGAUCGAGCAGGUGGAGCUGUGUUUGUUGGAGGAGACAGAGAGUACAUGAUCAACGUAAGGGAACUUCCCGCUGGUACACACAUUGGGGUGUCUUACUACAGUACACAUUUCGAGUGCGGAGAUGCAGUGCCAUUUGAUGUUGUGGGCAUUCCAUUGACGAUGUCAUACAAGAGCGCGGAAAGGUCUUGUUCACUGAUUUUGCCAGGUAGAGCGCAAGCUGCUGUGGAAAGUGUCGAAGGCUCUGGAGUGUGCAUUCAAAUCAAACAAGGGCUUCGAAUGGGUGAUUUCCCCUUGCAUAGCAAGAAGGUCUGUCAGAAAGAAAAAGGGGUAAUAUCAAGAAAGAUUACCUUUUCUGAAGUUCAUUGCCCAACAAACACGAGAAAAGCGAGUGCGCCCGCGGCGCGCGAGCCGAAGCCAGUCAUCUCACGCAGAGAAUGUAUACUGCUGCGUGCCGAUAUUGAAAGAGAGGACGGACGACAAGAGGGAUGA
Messenger RNA from Cylicostephanus goldi, 768 nucleotides. The record is from the annotation of a GenBank genome assembly. NCBI's taxonomy places the organism in Eukaryota, Metazoa, Nematoda, Chromadorea, Rhabditida, Strongylidae.